AUCGUGUCCUGCAAGCCGUCUUCCCAAAGAGGGAGAUAUAUUACCAAGUUAAGGAUGCCAUGCGCCUGGCUGGUGUCGUGAAAUCCACUGCCAUGCUCUCAUCAAAACUUGGUGUGGAUGGGACCGCUGCUGGGUGGAUAAUUGAGGAAUUUACUGCACAGAUGCGCGUGGUUUCCAAGAUUGCGCUGCAUCGUCGCUCAAACCUUGCCUCUUUUCUUGAGAUGAAUGGUUCUGAAGUGGUUGAUGGACUUAUGCACGUCCUUUGGGGAAUUUUAGACAGAGAGCAACCUGACACACAGACUAUGAACAAUAUUGUUGUAUCGUCCGUCGAACUUAUUUACUGUUACGCCGAGUGCUUAGCAUUGCAUGGAAAAGACGGAGGCAGGUCUUCUGUUGCUCCUGCUGUUUCAUUGUUUAAGAAACUGUUGUUCUCUACCAAUGAGGCUGUUCAAACUUCCAGCAGCUUGGCUAUAUCUUCAAGAUUCCUUCAGGUUCCGUUCCCAAAGCAAACAAUGAUAGGUACUGAUGACGUGGAGAACCCUUCCUGUGUUCCUACGCGAGUUGAUGCUUCCGCUGGAGCUAGUGGAAGUACUCAGGUCAUGGUUGAAGAAGACUCCAUCACAUCAUCUGUUCAAUACUGUUGCGAUGGUUGCUCUACUGUUCCUAUCCUAAGGCGAAGAUGGCACUGUACUGUUUGCCCAGAUUUCGAUUUGUGUGAGGCAUGCUAUGAAGUGCUAGAUGCAGACCGUCUCGCACCACCACAUUCUAGAGAUCAUCCUAUGACAGCUAUUCCAAUUGAAGUGGAAACAUUUGGUGGUGAGGGAAGUGAAAUUCAUUUCUCUACUGAUGAUUUAAGUGAUCCAGGGUUGUUGACAGUUGCAUCUGAUGUUGGUGUGCAAAAUUCUGCGCCAUCAAUCCACGAGUUGGAACCAAAUGAAUCAGAAGAGUUUUCACCGUCGAUACUUGAUCCUGUUACUAUUUCUGCAUCCAAAAGAGCU
This is a messenger RNA of Nicotiana tabacum (common tobacco), 998 nucleotides long. NCBI's taxonomy places the organism in Eukaryota, Viridiplantae, Streptophyta, Magnoliopsida, Solanales, Solanaceae. The record is from RefSeq and is a predicted model, not a curated record.